Molecule: messenger RNA, 3314 nt
Organism: Musa acuminata AAA Group (dessert banana)
Lineage: Eukaryota; Viridiplantae; Streptophyta; Magnoliopsida; Zingiberales; Musaceae
Exons: 2
Coding region: 1051-2310 (419 amino acids)
Source: RefSeq, a predicted model, not a curated record
GGAACCUCUCGCCGCCAUUAUUCUCCCCCUUUCUCGUCACUGUCACGGCCGUCUCUCUCUCUCUCUCUACCCGUCCCCUCUGUCUCAGCCGCCAUCCUUUCUCCUCUCUCGCUGCCUUCUGGAUGAUAAGGUAGUCUUGGAAUCAUUCAAUCAUCUAAUGCGCUAUCUAUCCCUUGGUAAUGUCUUCUCGGCCUACCUACUUUUCUCUCCAGUCUAUUCUUCUGUUGAAUGUCUCCUCUGCUUCGUUUUGUUUCUCAGCUCUCGUUUCGAUUUCUGGUUUUUUUCUUUCAAUCCUUUUGUCUAUUAUUUCUCAAGUCUCAAACUUUAGGGCUCAGUUUAUGUUAUGGGGUUGUGACAGUGAAGCAUGUCAAUUUGGUGUACUCCACUGGAGUGCACAAAGCCAUCUCUUUUUCCUUCUUUUUUGGGUUACUUGUAACAAGCUAACUCAGACAUUAUAAAAUAGACAUUCUGUUUCUAUCAUUAAAGACAAUCAAUGGAGUGAAGCAACAUUACCACCUUUGAAGACAAUUACUGCAAGGCAUUUUGCAAAAACAAUAUUUGGUUGAUUCUUAGAUUGCUAUAUCGAAGGAGUGAGCUAACAUCACUACAUUUUUAGUGUUUUAGUGCAUAAGUGCUAAAUAUUGUUCCUUUUCUUUGAAAAUUUUAGUUAUCUUGCUGAUAUUAUAACCAGUUUUUAUUUGAUUUUGUAUUUUUAAAAUGUUUUUUUAAUUUUACAUGUCGAUCCAUUGGUUCAACAAACGACCUAUUGCCAAACUCUCGUCUUGGUCGUUGCCUGGUCCAAUUCUGCUAACAACGAUAACAAGUGAUCGUUUUGCUAAUUCAUGAGCUGUGCAUAUCUAAUGCUUGACAAAAUGCCUUUUUUUUUCUUUUUCUUUUGGAACCCUUGUGCAAGCCAUAUAUGUUUCUCCCACCUUUUGCUGAUGUGCACCUGCUGAUCAACUUUGUUUCCAAAGAGGAAGGAGACACAGUCAUGUUGCUGCAUGCACAUAGGACUAGAUAAAGGAGCACUGAUAUCUAACGUUGUGGCACAUGAUUCGAUCUACUCUUGCUCUUCGCUGCAAGUCCAUAACGGGUAGGCAUAUUAGAUGUCUUCCGUUUUGGAAUUUGGCAUUCUACCACCAAGCUGAUGAACUUGGCAGUGAAGAGUUGCUGCCAUCAGAAUGGUACAGAGCGGCUGCUGCUAAAAUAAUCAGACUGACACAUGUUCUAAAAGAUGUCAAGCAGAUAGAUGGAAGGAUAAUCAGCAUCAAUGACAGUGCUGUCAUUACAGAUGACCAUAUCAUCAGCCAUAUGGAGACCUUCAAGUCGCUUGCGAAAGCGUUCAUCGAGCCUACCACAUUGCAGCUCUCCCAAAGGAAGACAAAUGCACUGGCUGCACCACUCGUAUCUCCAAAACUUUUCUGUAGAGCGAGUGAAAGGAGCUUGAUGACGCUGAUUUCACUUACCCAAGUUUGUAACUUCCUUAAUGUCUCAGUUCAGAAGAGGAAGCAUGUUCGUUUGGCACUAUGUCCGCAAGUUACACAGCACAGUAUUUGGUGGGGAGUGCUUGAGGAGGUUCUCCAAGACUUGAAACAUGAAAUGGACUGCUUAGCAUGCCAUUCUAAGGCUUUCGAGAUGGGUGAGCAGAUACUAUUCAGCUGUAUAAAGUUUUUGACAGAUAUCAAGGGUUCAAGUGCUUCCUCCCCGUCGUGGAUGCGACCAGCCCCUUCAAAUAAGGUCGAGAAGUCGCUGCCAUCACGCAAAUGGGAAGAAGUUCUUGAUAUGUUUGUUGAUCUCUCAAAGGUCUUGGGCCAAGAGCAGAACUUGACAUAUCACCUCUCCAAGCUUGAUAUCAUGAAAGAAGGAUUGUACCAAAUCAAGGAUAUUCUGGUUGAGAGAGACAUUAGUCACAAGGAAGUUCGACGGCAGGACUACCUAGUCCAGAAGAAGUUUACAAAGUGCUUAGGGCACUCUUCCAAGUGUUUGUUCACUCUAUUGCUGUAUUAUCUGCAUGGAACCAUCAGAGAUAUUGAAGUUGAGGUUAGUGGAGGGAUUUACGAGUGUGGUGGUACUACAUACUUGUACAUUGGAAAGAUCUUACAUUCUUCUGAUGAAGGGUCAAUAAGGAGUGGGAUUAUGCAGCUGAACAGAGCUUUGAGUGUUUACCAGCUUGUGUGGCAAACAGCAGCUAUGGAUGGAGUAUUGGAGUUGCAAGGACAUCUUUGGUGUCCUGAGGCCGAGGAAAGGUCUCUCACAUACAGAGGGAAUGUGUAUCACAUUCACAGGUUAAGGUAUGAUUUAUGGAAAUAAUUUAAUUUUGCCGUGAAGGACAGAUUAGAACUCUUCGAUAUUCAUCUUUUCACUUCAUAAUGAAUCAACUGUAGUUGUCAUUCAAAUAUGAAUCAUACUGUGUUUAUUGCUUAGUUUAUGGACUAGACAUAGUACAUAAGCAUAUCUGUCAGGAAGCAGUUUGAAGUAGUGCCUUCAUUGAUGGUCUGUGGGUUCAAAUAUGUUACAUCAAGAUGGUCAUCGGUCAACCAGAGUCCUUUGGAACAGCACGUGCACAUUAUAAAUAAUGCUUAAUGAUCAUGUCAAAUCACUCUAAUGCUAUACUGUCUGGAGCAAGUGUCCUAAUGUUUUCUUGAUUAGUCCAUGUCUGAAGAGUAUCAGUAUGCAAAUAGAAAUAUGAGAAUUCUGUUAUACUGACAAUGUCACAUGGAUGAUUAGCCAUGUCAGCAUGUGAUCAUCAACAACACCGGCAUGCGUCUGAUCAGCAUCCACUUCAGUGUCCGAUCAACACAUCCGUCAUUGGCUACGCCACCAGAUCCAUGGUGCCAUGACCUCCUGACUUCCCAGAUCAGAUUUGGCUUGGGUAACCUCUCACCGACCUAUAAAUGUGGGGCUGUCUUGUAAUUUCAUAUAUAGAAACAUAUUCUACUUUCCCCAUCUCAUAUCAUAGUCUAACUUAAGAGUCCGAGUGGUGUUUUCUGUAACGUCCUUGACAUAAGUUUUGCAAGUUGGAUGCCUGAGUUGGCAUCCUUGAAAGCUUCAUAUGUUUUAGAGGAUAGAGGGAAGUUGUUAAAAGGGAACUUUUGAUAUUCUAUAAAAUUGAUUUUGUGGUAGAAGAGCUGCUGCAUUACUGGAAGAUUCUUAUUAGUAUCAUCCGGAGCUUUGUAAGAUGGUGAGGUAGCUUACUUGUUGUCAAAUGCUUGAUAACAAUUUAGAACUCUGGGUCCUAUGUUAUUGCUUACACUUGUGGGAUCGCAGUAUUUUGUGUGGUAAAUAAUGGCUAUUAUUGAAACCAAUACCGAUCU